Knipowitschia caucasica is the source of this 555-nucleotide messenger RNA. The record is from the annotation of a GenBank genome assembly. Lineage: Eukaryota; Metazoa; Chordata; Actinopteri; Gobiiformes; Gobiidae.
AUGUCGGAGGAAUUGCAUCCUUGCUCCACAAAAGAAAGUUCCAAGAUGAAGAAGCGAUCCAAGGCCUGCCCCGAGACCAUUCCACUGUCCUCUCCCACAGGCGGCAGUGGUGUUCAGGUUGACCAUGACUUCCAAAAGGUGUCUUACAAAUCGUUCAAUGGAAACGGCCACGCUACGGACAGUCCAGCCGCAGAAACUAAAGAGCGAAGUGUGCGAGACGAGAGCCACAAAAAUACUAUGUGGGUUUUGGACACGAGCAGUCAGGCAGAGGAAAACUCAACAGACCCCCCUGAGACCAUGACGGAGACUUCCACGCUGACUUUUGUGGAUAACCAGAUUUUAGAGGAGAGCGUUCCGUGCGCUGGAGGAGUUUAUAUGAAGGAGUUUGUGUUGAUCGAUGAUGAGGAUGAUGGGGACAUGUCGCUGAGGGAGAAGACCGUCACCGAUAUCUCAGCCAUGGACGGCAGGGCGGCUGAACUGGUGUGCGGCCGAAUACUGUCAACCUCCAGCGGCUCCUUAACCGAGUCCAAAGACGAAACGCCGGUGGUGACAUGA